AUGCGAGGAGGGGCAGAACCAAGUCUUGCUCUGCCCCUUCCCUUCUGCAGCUCCCGGGUGCUGUCACACUCCUUCUGCCUGCACCAGGACGUGAUGAACCUGGCCUGUGCCAACGCCACCCCCAGCGUGGUGUACGGCCUCACCGCCAUCCUGCUGGUCAUGGGCCUGGACGCCAUCCUCAUCUGCCUCUCCUACGUCCUCAUCCUCAAGGCUGUCUUGCGGCUGGCGGCGUGGAAGGAGAGGCUGAAGGUGUUCAGCACCUGCGUUGCCCAUAUCUGCGUGGUCCUGGUCUUCUACGUGCCCCUGAUUGGGCUGUCCGUGGUGCACAGGUUUGGGAAGGACCUGGCGCCACUGGUCCAUAUCAUCAUGGGCAACGUCUACAUCCUGGUGCCCGCUGUGCUCAACCCCAUCAUCUACGGGGUGAGGACCAAGCAGAUCCAGAGGAGGAUCCUGAUUUCAGUUUAA
Molecule: messenger RNA, 465 nt
Organism: Athene cunicularia (burrowing owl)
Lineage: Eukaryota; Metazoa; Chordata; Aves; Strigiformes; Strigidae
Product: olfactory receptor 51E2-like
Exons: 2
Coding region: 1-465 (154 amino acids)
Biological process (GO): G protein-coupled receptor signaling pathway
Cellular component (GO): membrane
Molecular function (GO): olfactory receptor activity
Source: RefSeq, a predicted model, not a curated record